Messenger RNA from Lindgomyces ingoldianus, 1343 nucleotides. RefSeq lists its product as uncharacterized. The record is from RefSeq and is a predicted model, not a curated record. The transcript has 13 exons. NCBI's taxonomy places the organism in Eukaryota, Fungi, Ascomycota, Dothideomycetes, Pleosporales, Lindgomycetaceae. The coding region runs from base 1 to 1254 and encodes 417 amino acids.
AUGAGAGAAAGAGGGCUUAGAAGAAGUAGUCACCUGAAAGGUGAAGACGAGACAUCGGCAAGCUUCGAUACCAACACUACCGUGGCCCUGUGCACAAAUUCCACCGGGAGGGGCCAUUUACCCACAGGAACUGAUGACGUUUCUAGAUGGAGAAACGGAAAACCCAUGAUGGGCCAAACCCCGGAGUCAACGAACGAUGACACGGUAUUUCACCACAACAGAGCACCUCCAUUAUUCUGCUUCAGAAAGAGCAGAAUUCGUCUCAUCGAGCGAACAGCGCCCGCCGAGCCGCGCGGAAAUAGCAUUCCUGAUGAAGUCAGGCAGAUCUGGUACGCAAGAGACACGAGGUUGAGAUGGGAAGUGGGUCCGUUUUGGCUGCAGCGGCUGGAGAUGAAUGAUUGGCCAGGAGCUGCUGACAAAAUCCGACUUGGCGACUUGAGAGGCUCUGCGAUGGCGCCGAGACAUGCCCUGGAAGCUCUCUGGCGAAAGUUAUUACAGUUAUUUCAAACAUCAGAGAAGAAUGACAUCUUGGGACAUCGUGAAGACAUGACGUCGGGUCGAGCACGCAAAAACAGGGAAGUAGCCCUGCCGGCGCCACAGCCAUCAAGCCCGAACGACUACAAAAUAGCUGGCCGCUCCAUCUUUUCGAAGGUUGAGCACCUCCUCUGCAUCGCGAACGGCAUCAGAGGGAGUGUUCCCUUGCGCCCGACAACCUUCGCUAGCUGUGACUUCGUUCACUCGCUCUGCUGCCCUCUCUACGCGUCCUCGGCCGCUAUGGUCCACUUGAGCGCAAGUCCAGGAACAAAGGACACCCACUCAGACAAUUCGCGACAACCACUCGAGGGCAGAGAGUCCAAAAUAACAGUCGCUGGAUUCAGCGCCUUUCAAGCGCGUUGUUUGGGCCUUCUCCAGUCUGACCGCCUGCAAGCAAAUGACUGGUCGCUAGAGCUUGUUCCACAACCAAGGGCGCCUAUUAGGGCCGCUCGCCCAACCCAAAAUCACUUGUUCCAGAAUAGAGCCAUGAUGGACGGUCCCAUUGGUGCCUUGCAGCAGAGCCGCUUUGUUUCAUCAACCUUUGUCGGCUUCCUCGCCCUUUCUCACUCUUCACUUUUCACUCUACACCUAUUCAAAUUUUUCUUUAUUGCAUUCUGCGGCGUCAAUGCAGAUAUUCUUUCCGUACAUAUACUCUCUCUCCAUAUUAUUGGAUUAUUUCUUCUCCAACAACUCCUUGGCUGCUGGCUGCCUCCGAUCUAAUACAUCUCUCAGACCAGGCUUUUCCGGCCAUACACUUCCAUCAUGGCUUCCACAGUAAACCAACAGCACUCCUUCCCGGCCGUGCCUCC